Messenger RNA from Blastomyces gilchristii SLH14081, 273 nucleotides. RefSeq lists its product as uncharacterized. The transcript has a single exon. Bases 1 to 273 code for a protein of 90 amino acids. The record is from RefSeq and is a predicted model, not a curated record. Lineage: Eukaryota; Fungi; Ascomycota; Eurotiomycetes; Onygenales; Ajellomycetaceae.
AUGGGGUCAUAUGUCACUGUAUUGACUGAGAGAGGGGGCGGCGUUGUAACAGUGAUGAGAGAGAUGAGAGAUGAACUGAACACAGAUGAACUGACUGGCAGAAGAGAUGACACUCUACUGCAAGGCAUGGCAACUAUCAUCACAGCUGCAAAAGAAGCAGAAGAAGAAGAAGAUGUGAUAAUGAGAGUGAUACUUCUGCAGCUCAUUGACACUGCUGUCUCUGCCUUCAACCUGGCUUUCUUGAUAGUCAUGAAGACUGCUGCUACACUAUGA